UUGGCCAAUGAGCUGAAGGGGUCUGGAGGGAGGCGGGAUUUCCUCGACCAAUCGGCAGGCGCGUGCCCUUUGCCGCUCUAUGCCGCCCCGCCCCGGCUCGCUGGUCCCAGAAGGCGCCGGGUUUCCCAAGAUGGCGGCCGACGUGUCCGUUACUCACCGGCCCCCGCUAAGCCCGGAGCCUGGGGCCGAGGCUGAAGCCACCGAGACUGCAGAGCGCCGGGCGCCUGAAGAAGAGCUGCCGCCGCUAGAUCCAGAAGAGAUCCGGAAACGCCUGGAGCACACCGAACGACAGUUUCGUAACCGCCGCAAGAUACUGAUCCGGGGCCUCCCGGGGGACGUGACCAACCAGGAGGUACAUGACCUACUCAGUGACUAUGAGCUCAAGUACUGUUUUGUGGACAAAUACAAAGGCACAGCUUUCGUGACCCUGCUGAAUGGGGAGCAGGCCGAGGCGGCCAUCAGCGCCUUCCAUCAGAGCCACCUGAGGGAGCGAGAGCUGUCGGUGCAGCUGCAGCCCACAGAUGCGCUGCUGUGCGUGGCCAACCUGCCCCCAAGCCUCACGCAGGCACAGUUUGAGGAGCUGGUACGGCCCUUUGGCAGCCUGGAGCGAUGCUUCCUGGUCUACAGCGAGCACACCGGCCACUCCAAGGGAUAUGGCUUCGCCGAGUACAUGAAGAAGGACUCGGCUGCCCGCGCCAAGUCCGACCUGCUAGGCAAGCCACUGGGGCCACGCACGCUCUAUGUGCACUGGACAGAUGCGGGCCAGCUCACGCCAGCCCUGCUGCACUCACGCUGCCUCUGUGUGGACCACCUGCCCCCUGGCUUCAGUGACGUGGACGCCUUGCACCGGGCACUGUCGGCUGUGCACACGCCCACCUUCUGCCAGCUGGCGUGUGGCCAGGACGGGCAACUGAAGGGCUUCGCGGUGCUGGAGUACGAGACCGCCGAGAUGGCUGAGGCAGCCCAGCAGCAGGCUGACGGUCUGGCCCUGGGGGGCAGCCACCUGCGCGUGUCCUUCUGUGCCCCGGGGCCACCAGGCCGCAGCAUGCUGGCAGCGCUCAUCGCUGCCCAGGCCACGGCCCUCAACCGUGGCAAGGGGCUCCUGCCUGAGCCCAACAUCCUGCAGUUGCUCAACAACCUGGGCCCAUCUGCUUCUCUGCAGCUGCUCCUCAACCCCCUGCUCCACAGCGGUGCUGGGGGCAAGCAGGGCCUUCUGGGCGCGCCCCCAGCCAUGCCACUGCUUAGCGGGCCGGCCCUGUCCACAGCGUUGCUGCAGCUCGCCCUCCAGGCCCAGAGCCACAAGAAGCCUGGGAUCCUGGGAGACUCGCCCCUGGGCACCCUCCAGCCUGGGCCCCAGUCAGCCAACCCCCUCCUCGGGGACCUGUCAGCAGGCGGGGGCCUGGCCCCAGAGCUGCCGCCUCGGCGAGGAAAGCCACCACCACUGCUGGGCCCUUCUGGGGGGGACCGAGAGCCCAUGGGCUUGGGCCCUCCAGCGGCUCAGAUCACCCCCCCACCUGCCCCUGGGGGGCUCCGAGGCACAGGCCUUAGGGGCCUGCAGAAGGACAAUGCACCCCUGUCCACGCCUCCUGGGGUCUCUCUGCUGGGGGAGCCCCCCAAGGACUACCGGAUCCCCCUGAAUCCCUACCUGAACCUACACAGUCUGCUCCCAGCUAGCAAUCUGGCUGGCAAGGAGGCCCGGGGCUGGGGGUGCACCACGAGAGGCCGCCGCCCAGCUGAGGGGCCCCUGCCCACGCCCCCAGUCCCAGGAGGAAGCGCUGGUGCAGGUAGCAGCAGCAGCAAAGCCUUCCCGCUCAAGUCCCGCCUGCUCAGCCCCCUCAGCUCCCGCCUGCCCCCUGAGCCCGGGCUGCCCGACAACUACGGUUUCGACUACCCCUCGGAUGUGGGACCUCGGCGGCUCUUCUCCCAUCCCCGGGAACCAGGCCUAGGGCCUCACGGACCCAGUCGCCACAAGAUGUCUCCCCCACCCAGUGGCUUCAGCGAGCGGAGUAGCGGAGGCGGAGGGGGCCCUCUCUCUCACUUCUACUCGGGCUCACCCACCUCCUACUUCACCAGUGGCCUGCAGGCUGGCCUCAAGCAGAGCCACCUCAGUAAGGCAGUUGGCUCGUCUCCGCUGGGCUCCGGCGAGGGGCUCCUGGGCCUUGGCCCAGGGCCCAACGGCCACAGCCACCUGCUGAAGACCCCCUUGGGUGGCCAGAAACGCAGCUUUGCUCACCUGCUGCCCUCACCUGAGCCCAGCCCAGAGGGCAGCUACGUGGGCCAGCACUCCCAGGGCCUCGGCGGCCACUACGCAGACUCCUACCUGAAGCGGAAGAGGAUUUUCUAAGGGGCUGGCCCCGAGGACGCUCGGGGCCUGUGCCGCAUUGCUCUGGGGCUUUCUGGUGUUUUGUUUUGUGAUCUUAAAUUUUUUUUUUCUUCUUUUGGGUAAUAGAGAAAUCUCUGAAAGACUUUGCUGACCAACAAGCCAGAGCCCAAGGAGUGUGGGGGUGCCCAGCAGCUCUGCUCGCCAUCCUGCUCCAGGCAUGGGAACCACAGCCUUAAGAGAGAGGGGCCUGACCUGCUCUCUCCCUGCCCACUGCCGUCCUCUCUUGGGCCUGGCUCUUUCUCGGGAGUCCCCUCCUGCCUUGUCACUCCUGUGUUUUGGCCUUUUGAGUGCCUUGGAGGUUUUCCUGACCUCCUGUGAGGAUCAGAGACUGUCUCCCUGCCCCCUUUUUAACUUUUGACAGUUGACUUUAUUUCCUUUUCUAAUUUUUAUUAUUUUUUAAGCCAUCCCACAUGACCCCCCACCCACCCACUCCCAGCUCUGAUCCCUUCAAGGUCCUGCCUGUCCGGGCCUCCAUUCCACACUUCGAAGUUCCAGCCGGCUCAGCCCUCUGCUCUUUCUCCUGUCUGCUGCAACGGGGCGUCUCCUGCGGCUGCCCCCCUACUCUGGCCAAUACUCUGCCCCGGUCCCCUGCCCCCCGCCACAGCCCUCCGGCCUUCUGAUGCCUUAACCUUGGGCUGCAGACCCCGCAGGCCAGAGCCUCUCAGACAGUGAGCUCCGGAAGCUUGACUCAGGACCAAACAGCUCUGGCCUCAGGCGUGGGCCCCUCUGCACCCAGGGACUCCACCCUGGGGACAGUAGUAGGAGGCCUCAGCCUCGGUCUUGGCAGUGCCCCACCCCAGCCA
Messenger RNA from Octodon degus (degu), 3186 nucleotides. RefSeq names its product ribonucleoprotein, PTB binding 1 (gene Raver1). The record is from RefSeq and is a predicted model, not a curated record. Bases 80 to 2344 code for a protein of 754 amino acids. Gene Ontology annotation, molecular function: RNA binding. The transcript is spliced from 13 exons. Lineage: Eukaryota; Metazoa; Chordata; Mammalia; Rodentia; Octodontidae.